Molecule: messenger RNA, 1026 nt
Organism: Populus euphratica (Euphrates poplar)
Lineage: Eukaryota; Viridiplantae; Streptophyta; Magnoliopsida; Malpighiales; Salicaceae
Product: gibberellin 3-beta-dioxygenase 1-like
Exons: 2
Coding region: 1-1026 (341 amino acids)
Source: RefSeq, a predicted model, not a curated record
AUGAGUACUCUCUCUGAAGCCUACAGAGACCAUCCUCUCCAUCUCCACCAUAUUAUACCCCUAGAUUUCGAUUCGGUUCGGACCGUGCCCGACUCACAUGUAUGGCCUACAUCCCAUGCCUUCGAGUCUGAUGACCAAUUAUCGAUUCCCACGGUUGAUCUCAUGGAUCCAGAUGCGGUGAAGCUUGUAGGGCAUGCUUGUGAGACAUGGGGUGUGUUCCAAGUCAUAAACCAUGGCAUUCCGUUGGACGUAAUAGAUGAAGUUGAGUCCGAGGCUAGAAGACUCUUCUCUCUCCCGACAGGACAUAAAUUGAAGGCCUUAAGGUCUCCUGGCGGAGCCACCGGCUAUGGCUUAGCUCGGAUUUCACCAUUCUUCAGCAAGAAAAUGUGGCAUGAAGGGUUUACAGUCAUGGGUUCUCCUGUAGAUCAUGCCAGGGAACUUUGGCCCACUGACUACCAGCGGUUUUGUGAUGUAAUGGAAGAUUAUCAGAAGAAAAUGAAGGAGCUAGCCAUAACCCUAAUGCAUCUGAUCCUCAAGUCCUUGGACUUGUCUGAAGAAGAAAUAUCCAAGGUUGUUUCACCUGGAUGUGCCAGCACUGCUUUACAGCUGAACUCCUAUCCAUUCUGUCCUGAUCCAAGUCGAGUCAUGGGUCUAGCUCCUCACACAGACACCUCCCUCUUGACAAUACUGCAUCAAAGUACAAUAAAUGGCUUAGAAAUCUUCAAAGAUGGAGUUGGUUGGGUUUUAGUAUCUCCUACAAAUGGAUCACUAGUAGUAAAUGUUGGUGAUCUCUUGCACAUUCUCUCAAAUGCUCAGUUCCCGAGCAUUCUUCAUCGUGUGGUUUUAAAAGAGAAACAACAGAGACUGUCCUUGGCUUACUUUUACAGCCCUCCUACUGAUUUCCAUGUCUCUCCUCUGGCUUUGAAUCCUGCCGAAAUUCCCCUGUAUCGUUCUGUGUCGGUGAGAGAAUACAUUCACAUCAAGGCGAAGAAUCUUGAGAAAGCACUUUCUUUGGUUAGAAUUUAG